AAAAUGCACCAAACUAAAACCAACCAACACUAGUUGAACGUUCAUCGACGUCUGAUUCUUACCUGAGAGGUGCGAAGGCCUGCCGGGAACCUUUGAGCAAACAUGGACCUGGACAUCCGUCAGCAUCUUAUCGAAGCACAGCAGAACCGAGACCCCGCGGCGCUGCAGGCCGCCUUCCGGUCACUGACCUCCGCCGGAGCCGCUGCUGAACUCCGCGGAAGGAUUCCUCGAGUUCCCGCGGAUCUGUACGUCGUUUGUGCGGAGGUUGCUCUCCAGCUGGGCUGUGUGGACACGAGCACCGAGUGCCUAAAGACCUAUUUCAAUGGGAAUCCACCGCCGAGUCAAUUCCUGAGCCGAGCCUUUCUCUGCCAAGGCCAGCUGCAGCCUCUGCCCAUCGCUGGGAGUGUGGUGAGGACCGUCACUCAGACUCACUCCACUGAGGUACUGAGGGGUUUGAUUCCUUCACAAAGAUUAAACAAAGACCAAACUGCACCAGCCAGCAGCCAUAAAAGGAAUGGAACUGAUCCUCUAUCUCCACCAUAACCUCUGUGGAAUCGAUGUCUUUGG
Molecule: messenger RNA, 567 nt
Organism: Oryzias latipes (Japanese medaka)
Lineage: Eukaryota; Metazoa; Chordata; Actinopteri; Beloniformes; Adrianichthyidae
Source: RefSeq, a predicted model, not a curated record